Molecule: messenger RNA, 814 nt
Organism: Rana temporaria (common frog)
Lineage: Eukaryota; Metazoa; Chordata; Amphibia; Anura; Ranidae
Product: gastrula zinc finger protein XlCGF7.1-like
Exons: 2
Coding region: 1-723 (240 amino acids)
Biological process (GO): regulation of transcription by RNA polymerase II; central nervous system development
Cellular component (GO): nucleus
Molecular function (GO): RNA polymerase II cis-regulatory region sequence-specific DNA binding; DNA-binding transcription factor activity, RNA polymerase II-specific
Source: RefSeq, a predicted model, not a curated record
AUGGCUCAGACUGUGAGGGACGGUGCCGUCCUUCCAACAGAGAAAAGGUUUUCCUGUUCUGAGUGCGGGAAGUGUUUCAAUUUUAAAUGUUAUCUUGAUAGGCAUAUAAGAUCUCACACAGAAGAGAAGCCGUAUUCCUGUCCUGAGUGCGGGAAAUGUUUUUCAAGGAAGUCCAAUCUUUACAGACAUCAGAGAUCUCACACGGGGGAGAAGCCGUAUUCCUGUCCUGAGUGCGGGAAAUGUUUUUCACAGAAGUCUGAUCUUUACACACAUCAGAGAUCUCACACAGGGGAGAAGCCGUAUUCCUGUCCUGAGUGUGGGAAAUGUUUUUCUCUGAAGUCUGAUCUUUAUACACAUCAGAGAUCUCACACGGGGGAGAAGCCGUAUUCCUGUCCUGAGUGCGGGAAAUGUUUUUCACAGAAGUCUGAUCUUUACACACAUCAGAGAUCUCACACGGGGGAGAAGCCGUACUCCUGUCCUGAGUGUGGGAAAUGUUUUUCACAGAAGUCUGAUCUUUACACACAUCAGAGAUCUCACACGGGGGAGAAGCCGUAUUCCUGUCCUGAGUGCGGGAAGUGUUUUUCACAGAAGUCCAAUCUUUACACACAUCAGAGAUCUCACACGGGGGAGAAGCCGUAUUCCUGUCCUGAGUGUGGGAAAUGUUUUUCACAGAAGUCCAAUCUUUACACACAUCAGAGAUCUCACAAAGGGGAGAAGCCAUAGUCCUGUCCUGAGUAAGGGAAAUGUUCAUCACCAAAGUCCUAUCUUCCUGUACAUCAGGGUCCAACCCAACCCUAAUGCCGCGUACACACGA